UCCAUUUAAUCAAACUGCGUACAGAACAGCUAAAACCUCCAUCACAUGUGACGAAGGAAACAAACAGGACUCCAGAUUCAAGUUUUUCUGCAAAGUGAACGGUCCAAUCUGUGAAGAUAUUUUAUCAACAAAAUCUACUCUGAGGUCAAACGGGAUGUUCACUCUCACAGAAACAGAGAGUGGCUUCACUGUGUCCAUCAGUAAUGUGUCCACACAACACGCUGGAGUCUAUUGGUGUGGAGUGGAAUCAACUGAAGGAAGUUACCGAGCUGCUCUCAGGAAAAUACAACUGGAGGUUAAAGCUGCUAUCAAAAACUUCAAUAGGUCUCCAACUAUUGGACAGAAUAUUACAUACUGGUGUCAAUAUCCAGAGGGUGCUCCAGUAAAGAAGUUCAUCUGUAAGGGAGAAGAUCCAUCUAUAUGUGAACAUGUAGUCAGCGCUGCCCAGAACAAUGAGAGGUUUUCCAUGAUUGAUGAGACAGAGAAGAGAAACAUCACCAUAACAGUGAGAGGCGUAACAAAGGAAGACAGCGGGACAUACUGGUGUGGAGCAGAACACAUCGACUCUCUACAAGGCCAAUACUUCUACCACAGAUUUCUGAUGACUGUUGUGUCACUGGUUCCCUCUACAACCUCACCAGCAUCGUCCCCCAUACAGCCAGCUACAGUUUCUUAUCACGGUUUUGAUCGGGCCUCUGUGUUGGAGAUUGCUUUGGCUCUCUCUUUGGAUGUGAUGCUGCUUACACUCGCAGUAUAUUUGGCCUACACGGGCCCCUCUAACUGCAAACCCGAUUCGAGUCAUUUCCUCUACCACCGGACACUCAUGUUAAGUGGGACAGCGUCAACUGAACUUCCCCUGUUUGGACUGAACCCACACAACUGAUGCAACCACAAGCUGACAUACAGGGACUGGCUGCUUGCAAUUUCGGUAACUUUGUAAUGUGGUUUGCUGUUUUACUUCAGGUGCAUUAAAAAGGUUAAGCUACACAAAAAUGAGGGCACUCAUAU
Molecule: messenger RNA, 1008 nt
Organism: Trematomus bernacchii (emerald rockcod)
Lineage: Eukaryota; Metazoa; Chordata; Actinopteri; Perciformes; Nototheniidae
Product: polymeric immunoglobulin receptor-like
Exons: 6
Coding region: 155-883 (242 amino acids)
Source: RefSeq, a predicted model, not a curated record